AUGUCCACAGCACACGAAAACCCUUUCGAUACCAACCCAAUGGCUUUGCAAUCGCGUCCCAACUCACCCUCCGAGCGCUACUGCAAAUCAACCAUAGAACAAACACUCCAGGACUUCGAAACGGAUCCUGUCAAGGGAAUUUGCAAUACUCAGACGAUCACGUUACGGAGGGGUAUUCAUGGGCUUAAUGAGCUCGAAGCGGACGAAAGAGAGAAUCUGGCGCUGAAGUUUCUGGCCACGUUCUAUGGCGAUCCGAUGAUCAUGCUGUUGAUCGCGUCUGCUUUCGUGUCGUUUUACAUGGAAAACAUUGACGAUGCCAUCAGUAUCACGCUGGCAGUUUUAAUAGUUGUCACCGUUGGUUUUGUGCAAGAAUACCGUUCUGAAAAGUCGCUUGAGGCACUCAACAAGCUCGUUCCAUUAGAGGCCCAUCUGACCAGAAACGGUGCAUCGGAAACUGUAUCCGCCUCCACGCUGGUUCCUGGAGAUCUGAUUCAUUUCUCUGUUGGUGAUAGAAUUCCCGCUGAUGUGAGACUAAUUGAGGCAGUCCAUUUGACUAUCGACGAAAGUAACUUGACUGGAGAGACCAACCCUGUGACCAAGUCUGUUGAGCCAGUGGAGGGAUCUCCUGCAAUCAACGAUCGCAUUUCCAUUGCUUUCAUGGGUACUCUAGUGAGGGACGGACAUGGAACUGGAAUUGUCAUUGCCACUGGUCGUGACACCGCGUUUGGUUCCGUGUUCGAGAUGAUGUCUUCUAUUGAAAAGCCAAAGACCCCAUUGCAAAAUGCCAUGGACAAACUUGGAAAAGAGCUUUCCAUUUUUAGUUUUGUUGUCAUUGGUGUAAUUGGUGUAAUUGGAGUCUUCCAGGGCAGAUCCUGGUUAGAUAUGUUCCAGAUCUCGGUAUCGCUUGCUGUUGCUGCCAUUCCAGAAGGUUUGCCGAUCAUCGUUGCUGUGACCUUGGCCCUUGGUGUUCUCAGAAUGGCCAAUAAGAAGGCAAUUGUCAAGAGGCUUCCAAGUGUGGAGACUUUGGGAUCUGUUAAUGUUAUUUGCAGUGACAAAACUGGUACUUUGACCCAGAACCACAUGACCGUGACCAAGGCUUGGACCGUUUCGAUGAAGACCGAUUCGCUAUCUGUCGAGGGAACUUCACGCAUCUCGGAUCUUUCCAAAGAUGUGAGAUCUCUGAUGGAAGCCGGAAACAUCUGCAACAAUGCCAAGUACUCUGUUGAAAAGGAGAAAUGGAUCGGUAACCCUACCGACAUCGCCAUCAUUGAGGCUCUUCAACACUUCAGUCUGGACGAUAUAAGAGGAACUAGACAGAGAAUUGACGAAUUGCCUUUUUCUUCUAGUCGCAAGUUUAUGGCAGUUUCUUCACACGGAGGUGAUAAGAAUAAGUCCGAGACACACAUCAAGGGUGCUGUUGAGAAGCUGUUGAAGAUGUCUACGCUAUAUGUUGCCAGUGACGGAGAAACCAAGCCUCUUUCCGAGGAGCAGAAGAAGCUGAUCUUGAAGAUGGCAGAUGUCUUGGCCAGCGAUGGACUCAGAAUCUUGGCGUUUGGAAAGAGCACCAAGCCUUUGGUUUACGACGAUGUGGCUCCGGUUUCCGAGUUGGUCUUCUGCGGUCUUCUGGGCAUGAACGAUCCUCCAAGGCCUCAGGUUGCUCAGUCUAUUGCCAGGCUGAUGAGAGGAGGUGUUCAUGUGAUCAUGAUUACUGGUGAUUCUGAAACCACUGCAGCUAAUAUCGCUCGCAAAAUUGGCAUGCCUUUGAACGAUCCCCAAAGGUCUAUCAUGAGCGGUGAAAAAUUAGACUCCAUGUCCGAAGAUGCUCUUGCCGAGGCAAUUCAGUACGUCUCUGUCUUUGCGAGAACCACUCCCGAGCACAAAGUUGCUAUUGUACGUGCUUUGCAACGUCGUGGAGAUAUCGUUGCGAUGACCGGUGACGGUGUCAACGAUGCUCCAGCUCUGAAACUGGCCGAUAUAGGUAUUGCGAUGGGUAAGAACGGAACUGAUGUGGCCAAAGAGGCAGCUGACAUGGUUCUUACUGAUGACGACUUUUCCACGAUUUUGAACGCGAUCCAGGAAGGAAAGGGUAUAUUUUACAACAUCCAAAACUUCCUGACAUUCCAGCUUUCAACCUCAGUUGCUGCCCUGUCCUUGGUUGCACUUUCAACCUUCUUCAACCUGCCAAACCCACUCAAUGCCAUGCAGAUCCUGUGGAUCAACAUCCUCAUGGACGGACCUCCAGCCCAGUCUCUGGGUGUUGAGCCCGUCGAUCAGGAAGUCAUGAGCAAGCCUCCCAGAUCACGCAAGGACAAAAUUUUGACGCAAGCUGUGAUCAAGAGGGUUCUUCAAUCGGCUGCGAUCAUAAUCAUAGGAACGAUGUUCGUCUAUAUAAAGGAGAUGAAGGAUGAGGUGACGGCCAGAGAUACCACCAUGACAUUCACGUGUUUUGUGCUGUUUGACAUGUUCAACGCACUUUCAUGUCGCCAUCACUCCAAGUCCAUCUUCGAGACGGGACUUAGAAAUAACAUGUUCAACUUUGCUGUUGGAGGGUCGCUUUUGGGACAACUGUGUGCCAUCUACGUGCCGUUCUUCCAGAGCAUUUUCCAGACUGAGGCUCUCAGUCUUGGUGAUCUGGCGUACCUCAUUGCGUUGACAAGCUCUGUCUGGUUGGUUGAUGAAGCGAGGAAGUAUUUCGCGAAGCAAUCGUCCAACUACGGCAUGUACAACCUUGCAGUUUGA
This is a messenger RNA of Kuraishia capsulata CBS 1993, 2739 nucleotides long. RefSeq lists its product as uncharacterized. Gene Ontology annotation, molecular function: ATP hydrolysis activity; ATP binding; P-type calcium transporter activity. Gene Ontology annotation, biological process: intracellular calcium ion homeostasis; manganese ion transport; calcium ion transmembrane transport. The transcript has a single exon. Bases 1 to 2739 code for a protein of 912 amino acids. Lineage: Eukaryota; Fungi; Ascomycota; Pichiomycetes; Pichiales; Pichiaceae. The record is from RefSeq and is a predicted model, not a curated record. Gene Ontology annotation, cellular component: plasma membrane; endoplasmic reticulum; Golgi membrane.